GGGCAGAGGCGACAGCAUGUCUGGCAGAGGCAAGGGCGGGAAGGGGCUCGGCAAAGGCGGCGCCAAGCGCCACCGCAAGGUGCUGCGCGACAACAUCCAGGGCAUCACCAAGCCGGCCAUCCGCCGCCUGGCUCGGCGCGGCGGCGUCAAGCGCAUCUCGGGGCUCAUCUACGAGGAGACGCGCGGCGUGCUGAAGGUCUUCCUGGAGAACGUCAUCCGCGACGCCGUCACCUACACCGAGCACGCCAAGAGGAAGACGGUGACGGCCAUGGACGUGGUCUACGCCCUCAAGCGCCAGGGACGCACCCUCUACGGCUUCGGCGGCUAAACCCAACCUGUUGCUCCCGGAUCACCUCGAGAAACGAACCCAAAGGCUCUUUUAAGAGCCACCCACUU
This is a messenger RNA of Chiroxiphia lanceolata (lance-tailed manakin), 396 nucleotides long. Its product is annotated as histone H4. Gene Ontology annotation, biological process: nucleosome assembly. The transcript has a single exon. The coding region runs from base 17 to 328 and encodes 103 amino acids. The record is from RefSeq and is a predicted model, not a curated record. Gene Ontology annotation, molecular function: structural constituent of chromatin; protein heterodimerization activity; DNA binding. Gene Ontology annotation, cellular component: nucleosome. Lineage: Eukaryota; Metazoa; Chordata; Aves; Passeriformes; Pipridae.